Messenger RNA from Gastrolobium bilobum, 3448 nucleotides. Its product is annotated as DNA repair protein RAD5B-like. Gene Ontology annotation, molecular function: nucleic acid binding; ATP binding; ATP-dependent chromatin remodeler activity. Lineage: Eukaryota; Viridiplantae; Streptophyta; Magnoliopsida; Fabales; Fabaceae. Bases 1 to 3405 code for a protein of 1134 amino acids. The transcript has 18 exons. The record is from RefSeq and is a predicted model, not a curated record.
AUGGCGGAACGUUCCAUAGCAGAAGAAGGAGGAGGAGGAGGAGGAACAUUCUCGUCAUCGAAAAACGACAAUGUCGUAUUCCUCAACGGCAAUCCCAUUCUCUGUCCCCAUCCCCUUACGGUGGUCCGCUCCCUCACCAGCACCGGCGGUGCCCGUGUUGUGGCGGCGCCUCCGGACCCGAACGAGUUCGACGCAUCCAAAAUGCCGAUGAUCAAGGUGAAGGAGGAGCCUCAGGAAGAAGAAGAAGAAGAAGGAAGCGGCAAAACGGGCUUCGAAGGUUCUCAACCCUUGAGAUCGAAACCAGAACCGGUUUCUGAAGUGAAGCCUCCCGGUUCGUUUAAAGAAGAAGAAGGAACCGGCGAAACGGGCUCCGAAGGUUCUCAACCCUUGAGAUCGAAACCAGAACCGGUUACUGAAGUGAAGCCACCCGGUUCGUUUAAAGAAGAAGAAGGAACCGGCGAAACGGGCUUCGAAGGUUCUCAACCCUUGAGAUCGGAACCGGAAGUGGUUUCUGAAGUGAAGCCACCCUGUUCGUUUGAAGAAUUUUGCAAGAAGAAAGAAGAACCAUUGAAUCAAACGAGUCAAGAAGUUUUUGAUGUUGAUAAGGUUGGUGUUAAUAGAAAUGAAGUGGAGAUGCUUAAGGUGAAUAAUUCUCACAAGUUGUUGGAGAAGAAUGUGGUGAAGAAGAAGCUGUUUGAAGAGAAGGAGAAGAUCUUGAACGUUGAGGAUGGCGAGUUUCCUGAAGAACCCGGGUGGUUGUUGUUGGAAAGGAAGGUUGAGGUUGCGCUCUCGACAGCCAAAGGAGUAAGAAGAUUGGUGGAUAAUGAGAUUGUUCAUUUCAAUUUCCCUCUCUCAAAUUCAUCGUACAAGUCCCAAUGGAUUGUUCGCAUCUCAACCAAGCGUUCCGGAGAGGUUGGGAGGAUGCAAAUGGAAUGGGCAAAAACUGUCACUCCGCUUGUGAAAUCUGGAAAGGUCAAGGUUCGAGGCAGAUGCAUUGCAGCACCGGAUAGCCUGCAAAUGAUGCAAGAAAUCAUGUUGUUUGUGAGCUUUUACAUUCACCACUCUAUAUUCUCGGAGAGUGUUGAUACUUCUUGGAGGCUAGAGGGUUGUGGUAACAUUAACGCUACCAUUUGUCCACUCCUUACACUGUUGAGAAUGCUAGAGAUUGAGCCAUAUCAGAAGGCUGAAUUCACCCCUGAGGAUAUAGAUUCUCGAAAGCGGUUGCUUAAUCCAAAUGUUGAUUCAGUUGAAGCUGCAGCAUUGCCUAUGAUCAAGCGAAGAAAGGGUGGCGAACAGCUGGGAAGCAAACAGCUUCCGGAGCAAAAUGAGGAUGAACAAGCUCUUUCCGAGUCAGCUUUGAAUAAGCUUGUUGGAGCUGCAGAAAUCUAUGACCUGGAGGAGAAGGAAGCUCCAAGCACACUGAUGUGUAAACUAAAACCUUACCAGAACCAAGCUCUCUAUUGGAUGUCGGAAAUUGAGAAUGGAAUUGAUGCAGAGAGUACUGAGAGAAAUUUGCAUCCUUGCUGGUCAGCCUACAAGAUAUGCAAGGGAAGGACAAUUUAUGCGAACAUUUUCACGGGAGAAGCAACAAAGAAUUUUCCAAAAGCAACACAGAUGGCAAGAGGAGGAAUUCUAGCGGAUGCAAUGGGACUUGGAAAGACUGUUAUGACAAUCUCUCUGAUUCUCAGUAACCCAGGCAGGGGGAACUCAGAAAACAGGGAUGUAGAGAGUGCAAAAGAUAAUAUUAUCACAAACAAGAGGAAGAAUGUUGACACAUCAUAUAAAGUAGACGGUGGCACCUUAAUUGUUUGUCCCAUGGCGUUGUUAAGUCAGUGGAAGGAUGAGCUUGAAACCCAUUCAAAACCAGGUACUAUAUCCAUAUUUGUUCAUUAUGGUGGGGGUAGAACCAAUAAUCCCGAGUUGAUCUCAGAGCAUGAUGUUGUCUUAACAACAUAUGGUGUCCUAUCAGCUGCAUACAAAAGUGACGGAGAGAAUAGCAUCUACCACAGGGUCCAAUGGUACAGGGUGGUGCUAGACGAAGCUCAUUUUAUAAAAGCCUAUAGAAGCCAGGUUGCCCAGGCUGCUUUUACUUUAUCCUCACACUGCCGCUGGUGUCUAACUGGAACCCCGCUUCAGAAUAGCUUGGAAGACCUAUUCAGUCUCUUGUGUUUCUUGCGUGUUGAACCUUGGUGUAACUGGCAAUGGUGGAGUAAGUUGAUUCAAAGGCCUUAUGAGAAUGGUGAUCCAAGAGCCCUAAAAUUGGUGAAGGCCAUAUUGAGGACACUGAUGUUAAGAAGAACAAAGGAAACAAAGGACAAAGAAGGAAGGCCCAUACUUGUUCUGCCACCUGCUGAUAUUCAACUGAUUGAGUGUGAACAGUCAGAAUCAGAACGGGACUUCUAUGAUGCCCUCUUCACGAGAUCUAAAGUUCAAUUUGAUCAGUAUGUUGCACAAGGAAACGUUCUUCACCACUAUGCAAAUAUCCUUGACUUACUAAUGCAGCUGAGACGGUGUUGUAACCAUCCAUUUUUGGUUAUGUGCCAAAGUGAUCCACAGCAAUAUGCAGAGUUGAACAAACUAGCAAGUAAAUGCCUUCUAAAUUCUGAAUCUGCUUCGCACUCUAUCCAAUCCCGUGCAUACAUUGAGGAGGUUUUGGAGGAUAUUCAGAAGGGUGAAACAGUAGAAUGCUCUAUAUGUAUGGAAUCACCAGAUGAUCCUGUGUUUACAUCAUGCGCACAUAGGUUUUGUAGAGAAUGCCUAUUCAGUUGCUGGGGGACCUCAUUGGGUGGUAAAUGUCCAAUCUGUCGUCAAUCACUUAAGAAAAGUGAUCUGAUUGCUUGUCCAUCCGAAAGCCCUUUCAAGGUUGAUGUUGAGAACAACUUGACAGAGUCUUCAAAGGUUUCAAAGCUGAUGGAUUACUUACAACACAUUCAGAAUUCAUCCUCUGGGGAAAAGAGUAUUGUCUUCAGUCAGUGGACUUCAUUUUUUGAUCUAGUGGAGAAUCCAUUGCGGAGAAGAGGAAUUGGUUUUUUAAGAUUUGAUGGGAAAUUGUCUCAGAAACAGAGGGAGAAAGUUCUGAAUGAAUUUAAUGAGACAAAAGAAAAAAGGGUUAUGUUGAUGUCACUGAGAGCUGGAGGUGUGGGCUUGAACUUAACUGCAGCCUCACAUGUUUUCAUUAUGGAUCCAUGGUGGAAUCCUGCAGUUGAGGAGCAAGCAAUAAUGAGAAUUCAUCGUAUAGGACAGAAGCGAAGAGUUAUUGUUAAGAGAUUCAUCGUGAAGGGCACAGUGGAAGAUCGAUUGCAACAAGUGCAAGCCAAGAAACAGAGGCUAAUAUCUGGUGCCCUCACUGAUGAUGAGGUUCGGUCUGCUAGGAUUCAAGACCUCAAAAUGCUAUUCACGAGAUAAUUUAUGUUGAAGCUCACGUCUUGUCUAGUCCUUUAGAUCUACA